AUGGGAACAAGAGCAGAACGUAAUAAGGAAGAUUUUGUUGGUGGUGGGUUUGGAUUUGGAGUUGUGGAACAUUCUCAUAGAGAAGCUAUGAUACCAUCACAUCAUUAUCCAUCAUAUAUAUCACCUUCCUCUUACUGUUCCGCUGGUGUUAGCGAACCUGUGUUCUCUGCUUCAAGUAAUCAUGCAUACACUUCUUCUCUUGGUGAGAUGUACUCCCUCGGAGUCGGUUCUAACUCUGCUGCUGUUUCAGCUGCAGACCCUUUAUUCACCUUGAGCUCCUCAGGGGAGAUGGGAAGAAGUAUGAGUGAAAAGGAAGUUGCAGCUUUUAGUGAAGCUCAGUGGCAGGAGCUUGAGAGGCAGAGGACUAUCUAUAAGUACAUUAUGGCUUCUCUUCCUGUUCCUUCUGAGCUUCUCACACCCUUUCCCAAGCACCCUUUAAACACUAACCAUCAAGAUGUGGCAAUGGCCAAAGGAGGUUCAUUGAAGCUGGGGAUUACUUCAAAUGCAAGCAACAACGCUGCUGAUAUGGAGCCAUGGAGGUGCAAGAGAACAGAUGGGAAGAAAUGGAGAUGCUCUAGAAGCGUGGUCCCUGAUCAGAAAUACUGUGAAAGACACACACACAAGAGCCGUCCUCGUUCAAGAAAGCAUGUGGAAUCAUCUUCUCAACACAAUGACACUCGUACCACUAAGAACGUUACAAGCCAGUACGCUGGAGCCUAUCCUCAGUUUUACGGACAACCAGUAAACCCAUUCUCUUCAUUUUCCACUCUUCCAACUCUUUCCUCUUCAAAUGAUCACAAUAGGUUGUUUAUGAAAGAAGGUGACGCCAAUGCAAAUAUAAAUCCAGUGGUUGGACCAAGCAGAGAGCUCAAAAGGGGAUUUGAUUAUGAUCUGAACUUCAGACAGAAGGAGCCAUUAGUAGACCAGAGGUUUGGAGCAUUGGAGGGUCUGUUGAGUCCAAACCGGCAAGAGACAAGGCGGUUUUUUGUAGAAGGGGAGCAAGAUGAAGCAAUGGGAAGCUCUCUGACACUAUCAAUGGCAGCAGGUGGAGGGAUGGAGGAAGCAGAAAGGAAAUGCCAGCACCACCAGUGGGUCAGUCAUGAAGGACCAUCAUGGCUCUGUUCAACAACACCAGGUGGACCGUUAGCUGAAGCACUGUUUCUUGGUGCUUCUAACUACCAAAGUACUAGUACUACUACUAGUAGCUGCAGCAGAAGCUCAGGCUGA
Molecule: messenger RNA, 1227 nt
Organism: Eruca vesicaria subsp. sativa (arugula)
Lineage: Eukaryota; Viridiplantae; Streptophyta; Magnoliopsida; Brassicales; Brassicaceae
Source: the annotation of a GenBank genome assembly